Carica papaya (papaya) is the source of this 806-nucleotide messenger RNA. Its product is annotated as selenoprotein family protein. Gene Ontology annotation, molecular function: oxidoreductase activity. NCBI's taxonomy places the organism in Eukaryota, Viridiplantae, Streptophyta, Magnoliopsida, Brassicales, Caricaceae. The record is from RefSeq and is a predicted model, not a curated record. Gene Ontology annotation, cellular component: endoplasmic reticulum lumen.
GAAAAAUCCCAUUCCAGUUGCAAACGACAUCGUUUUCAAGAAGUACGUAGGCGCCUCCCUCCAUCACCGUUCCAUUUCGAUUCUAAUAGUUCGCAGACUUCCACUUUCCAUCUUACUCUGAUCUGCGAGACAGAAACAAUCCAGAGAUAGUUAAACAUGGGGGACAGACGCGUCUAUGGUCUGAUAUUGUUUGUAGGUAUUCUAUUUCCAAUUGUACUGAGUGAUAAAGAGCAACUGAGCUCAAGGGAAUGUGAGGAUCUAGGGUUUACAGGCCUUGCUCUUUGUUCUGAUUGCAACACUUUGGCUGAGUACGUCAAGGAUAAAGAGUUAGUAUCUGAUUGCUUGAAGUGUUGCACUGAGGACUCUGACGAUUCUACAAGCAAGAUUACCUAUUCUGGUGCAGUACUGGAGGUCUGCAUGAGGAAGCUGGUUUUCUAUCCUGAAAUAGUAGGCUUCAUCGAAGAAGAGAAGGAUCAGUUCCCUACAGUUAAAGUUCAAUAUGUCUUCAACUCACCACCAAAAUUGAUCAUGCUGGAUGAAGCGGGGCAGCAGAAGGAAACAGUCAGAAUCGAUAACUGGAAACGGGAACAUGUGUUGCAAUUCCUACGAGAGAAGGUCAAACCUGUUUCAGCAAGUUGAUGUAUUGGUCUGCUUUUAAUUUCUGGCUCUGGAAUUGUACCAUGAAUGAUUAAUUGGUAACCUUAAAUGGAGAAGAGAAACAAAAUUCCAACAUAAUGAAGUAUACAGUAAAGUUGAUUUCCUAUUCAUUUUGGUUUUAAUAUGCAGUGAAGCUGAUUAUGAACUAA